AUGUCUCAUGCUCUAAGGCCAUAUCUCGCGGCCGUCCGCUCUACGCUGACGGCAGCAAUGACGCUCGAGAAUUUCUCGUCCCAGGUGGUCGAGCGACACAACAAGCCCGAAGUCGAAGUCGGCAGCUCGCUCGAAGUGCUCCUCACGCCUCUUGUCAUUUCACGUUCCAAGACGGAACAGGUCCUCAUCGAGCCCUCGGUCAACUCGAUUCGCAUGAGCAUUCGGAUCAAACAGGCAGACGAUAUUGAACAGAUCCUCUGCCACAAGUUUACUAGGUUUAUGAUGAUGCGCGCCGAGAACUUUGUCAUUCUUAGGAGGAAGCCUAUUCAGGGAUAUGAUAUCUCUUUCUUGAUUACCAACUUCCAUUCCGAAACCAUGCUCAAGCACAAACUCGUCGAUUUCAUCAUCCAGUUCAUGGAAGACGUCGAUAAGGAGAUAUCGGAAAUGAAGCUUUCUCUCAACGCGAGGGCACGUAUUGUUGCCGAGUCUUACCUGACCGCUGUAAGCCCGUUCAUUUCUAUCACAACAGAUCCAAUUUAA
Messenger RNA from Rhizoctonia solani, 540 nucleotides. RefSeq names its product actin-related protein 2/3 complex subunit 4. The coding region runs from base 1 to 540 and encodes 179 amino acids. Gene Ontology annotation, molecular function: actin filament binding. The record is from RefSeq and is a predicted model, not a curated record. The transcript is spliced from 4 exons. Gene Ontology annotation, biological process: Arp2/3 complex-mediated actin nucleation; actin filament polymerization. NCBI's taxonomy places the organism in Eukaryota, Fungi, Basidiomycota, Agaricomycetes, Cantharellales, Ceratobasidiaceae. Gene Ontology annotation, cellular component: actin cytoskeleton; Arp2/3 protein complex.